Messenger RNA from Pieris macdunnoughi, 3162 nucleotides. The record is from the annotation of a GenBank genome assembly. NCBI's taxonomy places the organism in Eukaryota, Metazoa, Arthropoda, Insecta, Lepidoptera, Pieridae.
AUGUUAGAUUCUGACGAAUCCGACGAUGAGCCACUGUCUGUUUUGGCAGCGAAGAAGUUGAAUCCAGCUACUAUUUUAAACGAAGGGGAAUGUGAAGAAGACACUAAGAUCGGGCUAAUAAAAAAUAUUGCCUUAAAAACAAAAUUAAACCGUAAUUCUUCUGCGACACCAAUUGUUGUGCAGAGACCUUUGGAUGUAUGGCUAUAUUUAAAAGAUUUUAAUACUACUGGCCCAUUUAGUUGUUUAUUAUGCCCAGAUUGGUUUAUAAACAGACCAAAAGUUAUUUUGCACUAUGUCCUGAAUCAUAAGAAGGAUUUUUGUGGCAUAUGCAGAUAUUUUGUACCAGAUCGACAAUCUUGGAUAGAACAUGAAAAGUUUCAUGUCCCUUGGCCAUGUUCACAAUGUGUAUCAUCAUUUCAAAGUGAAGAUUUAUUGCGUGACCAUUUAAGAAGUGAACACAAUCUUGUACACUGUCGACUUUGCCAUUUUAGAGUUUCAGCAGAUACUAAUUAUGAUGCCCAUCUCCUUCAAAAGCAUAAUGUUACUAAUGGGUCAAGCGUUUACGGAACCUUGUGGGAAUUGGACCCAGAUGAUGCUAUUUUUUCCUGUGUUCUAUGUUCAAAGACAGAAAAUCUCUUGACUGCCUUUUUCAGCCAUUACAUGGGCUACCAUCACUUUACACUUAAAUGCCUCGCUAGCUUAGUAUCUGGGAAAGAUCCACCAUUUACUGUAAAAGGUGUUGACAUAAGUUCACAAUUUCUGGAUUCCGAGUUAAGUGGUCAAACAAGAUUUGGUUAUGUCGAUUUGGAAGCACCAAUGCCACAACAAAAUGAUGAGGUAGAAGAUACACAAAUCCAGUUAUCUGAUCUUGUACCAGAAAUAAAAACGGAAGCACACAGUGAUGAUGAAGAUAUUAAAGUCCUUGAAGAAGCUAGUAAGGGUGAAAACCAAAGUGAAAGCUUAAAUGAAAGUCAAAAUGAAGAGAGUAUUGACUAUCGUGGAGAAAUAGAUUUCGAUAUCACCUUAACAGAAAUUCUCCUAUUAGAUAAUGCUUAUUUUGACUAUAUCUCAAAAGUUUAUAAAAAUAUAGACGAGGGAGUGGUACCAGACUUUUCAAGUGUAGAUUAUGGUUGCAAAUCAGAUUUUACUGACUUAGAAUGCAAAUUAUGUAAAGUGAUUUUUGAAGAUGCACCAACAUUUACCGUGCACAUGACAAAGAUGCAUUCUGUAAAAACUGAGCAGUUAUACUCCUGUAGGGUAUGUUUAGCAUCGUUUGACACAAAUUAUGCAUUAAUAGCACAUACUCUUCAAGAGUUGGGUGAUUUUGAAGAUCUGUGGAUAUGUCAGUUUUGUGACAAGGAAUUUAAUAAUAGGGAGCUGACUAGACAGCAUCUGACUGAUCAUUGGGACCAGUUAGAGUUUGAAAAUUGCUUUAGCCCACAUCUUGGUUUUAAAUGCAGGCUAUGUCCAAUGUUAUUCUGGAAUGAACAAGACAGAGAACUACACCAGAUUAAUUCACAUUUUGAAAAAUAUAAAGAAAGUUUUUAUAAGUGUGAGGAUUGUUCAUUAAUUUUUGGGGAUAAGGUGUGGUUUGUAUACCAUUACAUACAAAAGCAUAUAAAUGAGCAGACCAGAGCAACCUAUUUAUUGAAGUGUUGUUUGUGUUGCCUUGUUAUUUCUAAUAUUGAGGACAUGAGGAACCAUUUCGAGGAAUAUCACCCUGAGGCUAAGAAGUUAUAUUGCUCACUUGAUACUUGUGUAUACCGGCCCUUAAGUCAGAAGAAAUCUUUAAAGGUUCAUGUUAAGACGGUACAUUCAACGAAUCGUGAUCAGAAACCGAAAGUAUUCAGCUGUCAUGUGUGUCAGCGACGAUUUCCAAACUCUAGAUCCUGCAAUACCCAUAUUACGGCUGCUCAUGGCACGGCUGGCAAGUUCAAGUGCAAACUGUGCAAAGAUCUGUUACAGACUGCGGAUGAACGGAAACUCCACUACCUACUUCGGCACCCUGGUCGUCAUCCCUUCGAAUGUUCGGAGUGCGGGAAGUCUUUCCAAUACAAGUCAUCGUUGUACAUGCACAAGCAGGACCACCAACCCAACAAGCAAAGUUACACGUGUGAUUAUUGCGGAAAAAUAUUUGCCAAGAAAGACUCAUUCCGCGAGCACGUACAAAUCCACGAAGGCCCGCGUCACGCGUGCUCGUACUGUCCGAUGCGGUUCGUGCAACGCUCGAACAUGUUACGUCACGAGCGACGUCACACGGGCGAGAGGCCGUACACGUGCCCGCAUUGUCCUAAGACUUUUGCCGAUAAGGGGGCUUGUACGUCACAUUCCAGAACACAUUCUAAGGAUAGAUCUUACGUUUGCCUGUAUUGUGGUCAGACAUUCCUACAAAAGUCCAAACUUACCUAUCACAUACGCAGACAUACGGGAGAAAAUUUGGAGACAUGUACAGUUUGCUCAAAGUUGUUUACUAGUGCUUGUUCACUUCGGGAGCAUAUGAAGACUCAUGCGGCGAAAAAUACUAAAGUCAAAUGCCUCGUAUGUGAUAAAAAAUACCACGAUGAGCGAUACAUGUUACGGCAUAUGCGUACAAUACACGGUAACAGGCAAUUGACAUGUCCCCUUUGCCCCAAACUGGUGUCGAGUAUGGCCGCACUACGGUACCACGUUUUGACACAUAGCAGCCUUAAUACAUUUAAAUGUAAGUGCUGCAAGAAAUCGUACAUGGUCCGUCGCACUAUUGUGAAACACCUUCGCAAACGUCACGGUUUAAAUGCUGCCGAAGUCAACAUUAAGGAGUAUUAUUCAAAAUUGGAGCCUAGAGAAUGCAAUCUGAAGAUAGAUGAGACUACUAUGACCAGAAUUUUUGGACCUCCAAAGAAAGACUCUCCAAAUGUAGUUGGAGACUUUGUAACAUUCACAAAGAGACUGAAAUUAGCUGAGAAUCUCGAUCAAAACACUGAUGAUACUGAAGAAGCUGACCAGAUGUCAGAAGAUGAUAAGGAGCCAGAGAAAGAGACUGAAACUCCAAAAGAGAAACCACAUUUCACGCAAGUGGUGUGUAAGGAAGAGGUGGUUGAUCCAGAAUACGAUCUGGAACCUACUGACUUUGUUAGUGUUAAGAUUGAACCAGUCGAGGAAGAACCUCAAGAGAAUAAUUAG